GGUAAUUUAGAACUUUUCUGUUUCGUCAAUCUGGUUGACUGUCCCUUUAAGGGUAAUCUGGGUUUUAAUUAUUGUGUUUAAUUCAAUAUUUUGGUAUUUUGUUCAACAUAUCGUUCGGGCAUUAUACGGUUUAAGGACCAUUGUGACGCGCAAUUAAAGAGUCUUAAGUGGGCCAAUAGACAUCAUGGAACAAAAUGUAUCCACCACGAACGGUCUACCGGUAAUCACAUUCGAUAUGAUGGCAGCAAUGUGUCAUAACAACAGAGGCAUUGGCUACCAGGGUGAUCUGCCAUGGCCAAAAUUGAAGGCCGAUUUUGAGUAUUAUUUAAAGACCACAUCCACACACAAGAAAGACUCCAGUUUGAUGAUUAUACAUGUACAUGGCCGUAAGAGCUGGGCGGGAUGUACGGAGUUACAGGCGAGCUAUGGAGGCGUAUAUCACAUCGUCUGUAGUCAGUCACGUGACCCAAGUAUUAAGACACACCCGAAUCUCCUGACGGUGGCCGGAAGUGUACCCGAGGCGCUGGAGCACAUCGCAGAACUGGACCGGAAGGGGAAGGUGGACAGCGUCUGGAUAAUGGGUGGUGCAGGCAUAUACCAAGAGUGCCUGUCUCACCCGCUUUGUGGACGAGUCUAUCUCACUCACGUGUACAAGGAUUUUCCGUCAGACACAUUUUUCCCACAUUUGGAUGACAACUUCCGAGAAGUAAAAAACGACGUCAUUUCCGAUACCUAUCACGAAGAAAACGGCAUUUCCUUCGAAUUCAAAGUAUACCAGAAUUUAAGGAAAUGCAAGACUUCUAUAUAAUUGAUACAUUGAUGCUCACUUCGUUUAUUGUUAGUGUUAACAAUAUUUUCUUAUUAAUCAAUUCAUUUGUUGAAACUGUAUGUUAUCCUUACUAAGAAGUAGCAAAUAAGCGUAAUUUUAAGGAAUGAAAACACAAGAGCUAUCAUCUGGAAAUACGGGCUUUGCGAAGGCUAAUCAUGGACGACACGGUCCGCUUCGAUGGACCAUUUGUUUUAAAGGAAGUCUCUUUUAAACGAAACCCGUUUUUAUGCGGUAAGAGUCACCCAUGAUUAGUCUGUUCGGACUACGCAGGCUAAGAGUCACUCAUGAUUAGUCUGUACGGACUAUACAGGCUAAGAGUCACCAAUGAUAAGUCUGUACGGACUACACAGGCUAAGAGUCACCCAUGAUAAGUCUGUACGGACUAUACAGGCUAAGAGUCACUCAUGAUUAGUCUGUACGGACUAUACAGGCUAAGAGUCACCCAUGAUUAGUCUGUACGGACUAUACAGGCUAAGAGUCACUCAUGAUUAGUCUGUUCGGACUAUACAGGCUAAGAGUAACCCAUGAUUAGUCUGUACGGACUAUACAGGCUAAGAGUCACCCAUGAUUAGUCUGUACGGACUAUACAGGCUAAGAGUCACCCAUGAUUAGUCUGUACGGACUAUACAGGCUAAGAGUCACCCAUGAUUAGUCUGUACGGACUAUACAGGCUAAGAGUCACCCAUGAUUAGUCUGUUCGGACUAUACAGGCUAAGAGUCACCCAUGAUUAGUCUGUUCGGACUAUACAGGCUAAGAGUCACCCAUGAUUAGUCUGUACGGACUAUACAGGCUAAGAGUCACUCAUGAUUAGUCUGUACGGACUAUACAGGCUAAGAGUCACCCAUGAUUAGUCUGUACGGACUAUACAGGCUAAGAGUCACUCAUGAGUAGUCUGUUCGGACUAUACAGGCUAAGAGUCACCCAUGAUUAGUCUGUACGGACUAUACAGGCUAAGAGUCACCCAUGAUUAGUCUGUACGGACUAUACAGGCUAAGAGUCACCCAUGAUUAGUCUGUACGGACUAUACAGGCUAAGAGUCACCCAUGAUUAGUCUGUACGGACUAUACAGGCUAAGAGUCACCCAUGAUUAGUCUGUACGGACUAUACAGGCUAAGAGUCACCCAUGAUUAGUCUGUACGGACUAUACAGGCUAAGAGUCACUCAUGAUUAGUCUGUACGGACUAUACAGGCUAAGAGUCAUCCAUGAUUAGUCUGUACGGACUAUACAGGCUAAGAGUAACUCAUGAUUAGUCUGUACGGACUAUACAGGCUAAGAGUCACCCAUGAUUAGUCUGUACGGACUAUACAGGCUAAGAGUCACUCAUGAUUAGUCUGUACGGACUAUACAGGCUUAGAGUCACCCAUGAUUAGUCUGUACGGACUAUACAGGCUAAGAGUCACCCAUGAUUAGUCUGUACGGACUAUACAGGCUUAGAGUCACCCAUGAUUAGUCUGUACGGACUAUACAGGCUAAGAGUCACCCAUGAUUAGUCUGUACGGACUAUACAGGCUAAGAGUCACCCAUGAUUAGUCUGUACGGACUAUACAGGCUAAGAGUCACCCAUGAUUAGUCUGUACGGACUAUACAGGCUAAGAGUCACCCAUGAUUAGUCUGUACGGACUAUACAGGCUAAGAGUCACCCAUGAUUAGUCUGUACGGACUAUACAGGCUAAGAGUCACUCAUGAUUAGUCUGUUCGGACUAUACAGGCUAAGAGUCACUCAUGAUUAGUCUGUUCGGACUAUACAGGCUAAGAGUCACUCAUGAUUAGUCUGUUCGGACUAUACAGGCUAAGAGUCACCCAUGAUUAGUCUGUACGGACUAUACAGGCUAAGAGUCACCCAUGAUUAGUCUGUACGGACUUUACAGGCUAAGAGUCACCCAUGAUUAGUCUGUACGGACUAUACAGGCUAAGAGUCACUCAUGAUUAGUCUGUUCGGACUAUACAGGCUAAGAGUCACUCAUGAUUAGUCUGUACGGACUAUACAGGCUAAGAGUCACCCAUGAUUAGUCUGUACGGACUAUACAGGCUAAGAGUCACCCAUGAUUAGUCUGUACGGACUAUACAGGCUAAGAGUCACCCAUGAUUAGUCUGUUCGGACUAUACAGAGUCACCCAUGAUUAGUCUGUACGGACUAUACAGGCUAAGAGUCACCCAUGAUUAGUCUGUACGGACUAUACAGGCUAAGAGUCACCCAUGAUUAGUCUGUUCGGACUAUACAGAGUCACUCAUGAUUAGUCUGUACGGACUAUACAGAGUCACUCAUGAUUAGUCUGUUCGGACUAUACAGGCUAAUCUCGGACGACACUUUAUGCACACACAAUGUCUUAUGUAUGAUACAUUCAGUUCAGUUUUAUCACAGGAAGGCUUUGAUUUUAACGCAAAGAAAUAUAAAAUGUCAAUUCUGAAGAUAAACUAUGCUAUCAUUGUUAAGACUGUGUGCUUUGUACGUCAAUAUGUUUGAUAAACCACAUUGAAUGCUGCAUGCUGUGAAGUUGUGUGUUAAAUGAAAAAAAAUGACUACUUGCCUUCAAUAGCGUACCACACGAUUACACAAUGGUUGUUCUUUUAAAAUAAGCAGUAUUAUUAGUUGUGUUUGUGUUAGCAACUGUAUAUUUAUUUUAUUAUUUCCAUGUUUGGACUGGUAUAAGUAUAAGUUUGAUGAUUAUUGCAUUGUAGAUUGUUGUGGUUGUGUUUGUAAUGAUGAUGAUGAUUGAUGUUUGUUGAUUCAACUGACGAGUGAUGGUAUAUACACCAUGUACAUUGACCGUGUACCACAAAGCAAAACAUCAUCAUCAUCAAAUUUUGCUUAAUGACAUUUCAUAAGAAAAACUAGUUCAUAUUGUUUAAAAAGACAACCAAAACAAAUUCCCUUAUAACGUACAUAGUUAAUAAUUUUCCCAGUGUAAAAGUCGUGUUGUUGUUGUUGUUGUUUUUGGGGGGACUUGUCUGAAAAUGUUUUCCUGGAGAGAUAUUCGAACAUGAAAUCGAAUGCGUUGGAACAGGAUGAGCAAUUUGGAUCAAAACAUACAAAACAGCCGUACAUCAUGGGCUAAAUACAAUUAUAAUUCGACAGAUUAAGUUGGUUACAUAUACAUUUUCAACAUAUUUCGCAUAAGUUUAGAAAUCGGACAAUGAAGUACGAUUCAGUGAAGAUUUGUUUUAACUUUAAUGUACAGGAACAAACCUUGCAACCAAAGUUAAAAUGUGAGGCCCUUUAAAAGUUGCAGCAUGGUUGGGUGCAUAGAUGUGUUUUGACUGUGCGACUAGCAAAUUGCCGCACGUAGCCCGACGGACGCCAUACGAUGCUCGUUAUGAUACACGAGCAAUGCAUCCGAUGUCGGGCGCACGCCGAGCGAUAACCGUUCGUUGAUCGCCCGAUCUUGUUUCGAUCUCAACUCGAUUCCUUCCCGGACUCGAUGUCGGGUAAUACAAACUGUGAAACAAACGGCUUCGACGUGUUCAGUCUUCCCGAUGCCUGGUGAUCGGACACAUCGGCCGGCGACUAUCUCUGACUGAGGCUUAAACCGCUGCAUUCUCAACAACGAUGACUUCUUGACGAUGUUAUAGAUACUUUUGAAUUAUUGCAAACGAAAUGGAGUAAAUGUCAAGACGGUGGCGCUAAGAAAAGGAUGUGACUUAAAUACUCCUUUGUAGCGAAUAUAAAGUGGCUUGUUUUAUGAAACGUAUUCUUAAUUGUUGUAUUGUUAUUUACAGGACAUAUAUUAGGACAUAUAUUUGGACAUAUAUUUGUAAGUUAAAUAACUACUUCCGUUCGUUUGUCAACUUUAUAAUUAUUAGUCAUGGUUUUGAGAAUCCCCAAGUGUGUUAUUUUCCAAAUUAUAGGGCCUCGAUAACCGAAUGAUUAAAUGUAAAAUCAAUGAGGGCAACGUUUGCAAUGUAUAACCACGUGCUGACCCUUACUCAAACAUGUUGUUAUUGCAUACUUUUGAAUAACAUUCAUACAACGAAAAUACUUUAAAUUUUAUAAGAAGUAGAACAAGUCGUAUACAUUUUCUAAUGUCCUUCAAUCGGAACUAACGUCACAUAACAAGUCUUUCAGAAACUAGAAAAGUGGCAAGGAAUGUAGUGAUCGCUAACAAAGGUGCGUUUGAUGUAUGUUAACCUGUUGGGCCUUGAGUUCCUUGCCAUACCAAUAGUACACAUAUGUUGAUACUAAAGCUGCAGUUUCACGUUGUUUAAGUCCGUUUACCCGGCGAGUUUAUUCUUCUUUAUCGUAGUAAAAUCAAUUAACACGACCACGUUUUUAUUUGUACUGUUUGUUAUGUUUAAUUGUACCUUAAUUUAAAUAACAUCAACUCGAAAUGUCACACUGGCACACGUCACAUCCGGUUUCGUCCUUCUUGUACGUCAGAGGAUUCCCGCAGUCCAACAGACACUCUAGUGGCCUGCAGCCGGGGGAUAGAGUUGUCAUGUUGCCACCUAGAGUCAUGGCAUAAUUCGUAGAGAUAGAUAUGAUUUAAGUUUAUGUUUACAAUCUUGAUGUUGUUCACUUAACUUGAACGCAUGUUGGUUUGUUUGUUCGUUUCGGAUCACAUUUUGAACAUUUUUCUCAAGCAAUGAAUAUAAUUUUUAUAUAAGCAAACGCUUGCAAUACCAAAAUACAUAGAUAAUAUUUAAUUGCCUUUUGUAUUUACGUAUAACAUGUCAUGACAGCAUACUCUGCCUAAAAUCAUAUGUUGUAUUUUUGUUAGGCAUUUAUAAUCGCUAUUUGGGUACAGU
Dreissena polymorpha is the source of this 5574-nucleotide messenger RNA. RefSeq names its product dihydrofolate reductase-like. Gene Ontology annotation, cellular component: mitochondrion. Gene Ontology annotation, molecular function: dihydrofolate reductase activity; NADP binding. The record is from RefSeq and is a predicted model, not a curated record. Gene Ontology annotation, biological process: folic acid metabolic process; tetrahydrofolate biosynthetic process; dihydrofolate metabolic process. The coding region runs from base 185 to 808 and encodes 207 amino acids. NCBI's taxonomy places the organism in Eukaryota, Metazoa, Mollusca, Bivalvia, Myida, Dreissenidae. The transcript is spliced from 7 exons.